Molecule: messenger RNA, 315 nt
Organism: Micromonas pusilla CCMP1545
Lineage: Eukaryota; Viridiplantae; Chlorophyta; Mamiellophyceae; Mamiellales; Mamiellaceae
Exons: 1
Coding region: 1-315 (104 amino acids)
Biological process (GO): mitochondrial electron transport, NADH to ubiquinone
Source: RefSeq, a predicted model, not a curated record
AUGUCCGCGGCGGCGACGGGCGAGGAGACGAGCGCGACGUCGAGCGUCCUCUUCAGCGUGCACAAGCACCUCCAGUCGAAGUGCGCGAGUCGCAGCGCGGCGUACCUGGCGUGCAAGAAGAACGACAAAAACCCGGAGGCGUGCCUGCGGGAGGGCAACGCGGUGACCGCGUGCAUGGCGGACCUGCUCGGGGAUCUGAAGAGCAAGUGCCCGAAGGAGUUGAACGCGUACGCGGAGUGCAUGGAUUACCGAUCCAACACCUUCGACAAAUGCCGCAGAGAGCAAGCCGCCUUCGAGGAGAAGUGUCCCUUGUAG